Molecule: messenger RNA, 1303 nt
Organism: Phoenix dactylifera (date palm)
Lineage: Eukaryota; Viridiplantae; Streptophyta; Magnoliopsida; Arecales; Arecaceae
Product: NAC domain-containing protein 100
Biological process (GO): regulation of DNA-templated transcription
Molecular function (GO): DNA binding
Source: RefSeq, a predicted model, not a curated record
AGCAUCUCCCCAGACCCGGAGAUUGUGACCGAUGCGCACGCCUUGUUCGCCGAUAUGACGGGGAUAAUCAUAUAAAAUAGUGAGGGCAGAGCUCCAAUUGUGAUAGCCUCCCCUCUAUAUUAAGCAUCCACACCUCAACUAGAAGAAUUUAAGCCGUUCUCAGAAUUUCACAGCUAACAAACCGAGACAAGCUCAUUAUCUCUGCACCAAAUCAAGUCCUACAUACGCCUUUGUCAUCCUUCCUUCAGUCUCCCUUCCCCCCUUUCAGAAGAUAUGGAUCUGAGGGACAUAGAGUCCACUCUUCCACCAGGGUUUAGGUUCUACCCGAGUGAUGAGGAUCUGGUCUGCCACUAUCUCCACAAGAAGGUUGCAAAUGAAAGAGUCUCAGGAGGAACCAUGGUGGAGGUGAAUUUGCAUACUUGCGAGCCAUGGGAGCUUCCAGAGGUUGCUAAGCUAAGUGCGAACGAGUGGUACUUCUUCAGCUUCCGUGACCGUAAGUAUGCGACUGGGUCUCGCACAAAUCGGGCAACAAAGUCUGGGUACUGGAAGGCCACUGGGAGAGAUCGUACGGUCUAUGAUCCUACAGCCCGUGCAAUCGUGGGGAUGAGGAAGACGCUGGUCUUCUAUCGUGGAAGAGCUCCAAAUGGGAUAAAGACUAGUUGGGUCAUGCACGAGUUCCGGCUAGAAAAUCCACCCCCUAGCCCUAAGGAGGACUGGGUGCUGUGCAGAGUUUUUCAGAAGAAGAAAGGGGAUUCAGUGAAUUACAGCAUGGAGAAUGAUCAGGAUAACAGCAUUGGGUGCUCCUCAUCACAUUUGGGGUCAUCCCCUCUGAAUGGCCAUGCCAUGCCAUAUGGGUGCUAUGAGCAGAUGAUCCCACAUCAGGAGGGCAGCAGCCCUAACACCUUCCUUAAUUUGGCAGCAUUGCACUACAACCUCCAUGGUCUCCCCCAAGAGGCGGACAGCGCAGCCAUGAAUGGAAUGGGCUCAAGGGGUGGUCAGGAUGAUUUCGGGUUGCUGCUGGAUGUGGGCAUAGAAGACCAUGACUUGGUGGAUGGAGGGAUGGCGAAUAUGGGAGGCAUGAAGUUUCCAAGAGGCAAAGAUCAGCUUUUCUUCUAGUGUCUUUAAAUCUUAGACAUGUCUAUUGAUUUGGAUUGAAGAGUGACAAAGAUGGCCAUGUACAGAUGCUGUCAUCGUGGAUUAAUUUGAGAGGUUCAUGCCAUUAUUUGUAGAUAGCACACUUGCCAUAUUGUAGAAAUUUCAGGUAUAAUUAUUUUCAAGAAGAAUAAAUUAUUAAGUUCACUAA